Messenger RNA from Lampris incognitus (smalleye Pacific opah), 3194 nucleotides. It is a transcript of the gene ezra, whose product is annotated as ezrin a. Lineage: Eukaryota; Metazoa; Chordata; Actinopteri; Lampriformes; Lampridae. The transcript has 13 exons. The record is from RefSeq and is a predicted model, not a curated record. Gene Ontology annotation, molecular function: cell adhesion molecule binding; actin binding. Gene Ontology annotation, cellular component: microvillus; apical part of cell; adherens junction. Bases 313 to 2082 code for a protein of 589 amino acids. Gene Ontology annotation, biological process: regulation of organelle assembly; positive regulation of early endosome to late endosome transport; regulation of cell shape.
GGUGGAGCAGUCCAUCUUGGCCUUCCUGUUCUUGAAAAUAUGGUCAUGGUGAAGGAGAGGCUGUCACCUUGUGUUUGUAUCAGAUAGCGACCAUGCCGGGCCCCACUACGUCAUUGUGAGUGACCUAAAGCGGAGUUCAAAGGACGGAGGCCCUACCCUCGAGUGUGCCAGCGAGCGCGGCAGUCGCCUUCUUUAUCAGGUGGAUGUCCCGCUGGGGGGUUUAGGCCACGGCAGUCUCUCUCUCUUUCUCGCUCUCAGGUUGGGGAAACGCGCUCUCUCUCGUCGGAAAACGGUGCACCUCUGGCAGCCAAGAUGCCCAAAACGGUCAAUGUUCGCGUCACCACCGUGGAUGCAGAGCUGGAGUUUUCCUUCCAUCCCAACACGACGGGGAAGCAGCUCUUUGACCAGGUGGUCAGAACCAUCGGCCUGCGUGAGAUCUGGUACUUUGGGCUGCAGUUCGUGGACAACAAAGGAUUUGUCACGUGGCUGAAGUUUGACAAAAAGGUCACAGCCCAGGAGGUGAAGAAGGAAACCCCCAUGCAGUUCAAGUUCCGGGUCAAGUUUUAUCCCGAGGGAGUUGCCGAGGAGCUCAUCCAGGACAUCACGCAGAAGCUCUUCUUCCUGCAGGUGAAGGAGAGCAUUCUGGGAGAUGAAGUCUACUGCCCCCCAGAGUCCGCUGUGCUGCUGGCCUCCUACUCGGUCCAAGCCAAGUUUGGGGAGUAUGAUAGGUUUGUGCACACGCCUGGCUAUCUGUCCUCCGAACGCCUGCUGCCUAAGAGAGUGAUGGACCAACACAAGCUGUCCAAGGAUCAGUGGGAUGAGAGGAUCCAGCUUUGGCAUCAGGAGCACAGAUCAAUGCUGAAGGAGGACGCCGUCCUCGAGUACCUGAAAAUCGCCCAGGAUUUAGAGAUGUACGGCAUCAACUACUUCGAGAUCAAGAACAGGAAGGGCACGGAUUUGUGGUUGGGUGUAGACGCCCUGGGGCUCAAUAUCUACGAGAAGGAGGACAGGCUGACCCCAAAGAUCGGAUUCCCCUGGAGCGAAAUAAGGAACAUUUCCUUCAGUGACAAGAAAUUCAUCAUCAAGCCCAUAGACAAGAAAGCUCCCGACUUUGUAUUCUACGCCCCUCGCCUGCGCGUCAACAAGCGCAUCCUGCAGCUGUGCAUGGGCAACCACGAGCUGUACAUGCGCCGGCGCAAGACGGACAGCAUCGAGGUGCAGCAGAUGAAGGCCCAGGCCCGGGAGGAGAAGCAGCAGAAGCAGAUGGAGAGAGCUCUGCUGGAGGGCGAGAAGAAGAAGCGGGAGACCAUUGAGAAAGAGAAGGUGCUGAUGGAGAAGGAGAAGCAGGAGCUGAUGACGAGACUCAAGCACUACGAGGAGACAACCAGGAGAACAGAGAGAGAACUGCAGGAGCAGCUGGACCGGGCCAUGCGGCUGGAGACGGAGAGGAGGACGGCGGAACAGGAAGCUGCGCGGCUGGAGACCGAGAGGAUGGAGGCCAUCAUAGCGAAGGAGGAGCUGGCAAGGCAGGCUGAGGACCAGAUGAAGAGCCAGGAGCAGCUGGCUGCAGAGCUGGCCGAGUACAGCAUCAAGAUCAAUCAGCUGGAGGAGGCCAAGAGGCUCAAGGAGGAAGAGGCUGACUCAUGGCAGCACAAGGCUAAGGAGGUGGAAGAGGAUCUGCUGAAGACCAAAGAGGAGCUUGUAAUGGUAAUGACCACUGCCGCGACUCCCGCCGUGGCACCUGCCGCCUCUUCCUCAUCCUCAUCCUCCUCGGACAGUGAAAGCGACCACGAACACAGCGAGGACAACAGCACCUACAGCGCUGAACUUCAUUCACAGGAAAUCGACGACCACUGUCAGGAGGAGGAGCGCCUCACCGAGGCCCAGAAGAACGAGAACUUGCAGAAACAGCUAAUGGCCCUGAGCUCGGCUCUGGCUGAAGCCAGAGACGACACCAGGAGGACCCAGAAUGACUUGCUGCACACGGAAAACCUGCGCGCCGGCCGUGACAAGUACAAGACCCUGCGGCAGAUCCGUCAAGGCAACACCAAGCAGAGGGUUGAUGAGUUUGAGGCUUUGUAAGACACCUCGGAGAGUCAAAGGUCAUCUGGUUGCCGCCGAUGCCUCACAGAGGUGCUAUUUGGCAAUUUCUUUGAAUUCAGGUGUUAUGUAAUUCUGCCCAGCCUGAUCUGAAAGUCCCAGUAAAAUGUGGCGGAAAUACGUUAUGGUACUGUACCUCCAUUUUAGCUUGCUUUUUGGAAGUUUCGUGACAGCGCAAUGUUUUUUUGUUUUGUUUUUCUCAGGACUCAAACAUCUCCUACAUCAAUGUACUCCCACAACAUGGCAGCAUGGCAUAAAGUCCACGCAAUAGUGGACUUUAUGCCAUGCUGCCAUGUGAGUUUUUGUUUAUAUAUGAACAAAGAUGAUAAAUGAAUCUUUAGGGAUCCCAUGUAAAGUAACAUAAUUCAGGGAGAAAUGAUUAAAUAUGAUUAACCGGAUGUUUAAAGCAAACAAAAACUGGUAGCAGCGUUUCUGCUUCUCGGUCUCAUGACGAUGCUCAACUCACGCGGCACGCCGCCCCCCCCCCCCCUUCGUUUUUACAGGCAUCCACACAGUCAUAAUGUGUUUUAUUUAACUAGAUUUAACGUGCUAAAAAGAAACGAGAUUAACUUACACGGACGUAUUGGAUUCAACGUUGUUAUUGUCACACGGUUUGGAAGUCAACAGGUUUUAGGACUUCCGCGUGUAACUCCUCAGGUGGGGAUUCACGGGGUCAGUGGGGUCUCUUCUACACCACUGCCUCCAUACCACAGGAGUUACCUCGCUUUUAAGGUGGAAUCUGAGCAAACGUCUGAACCCAGGUCUUACUUAAACCGAUUAACCUGGGGGCUGUUGCUGCGUCCACAUGGCCCGUGAAACAUUCCCCGGUGUCCUGCCACCCGUAGAAGGAAAACCCUUUUAUGAUAUGAGGGUCUUUCACCUGAAUCAGUAAAACAAACACGCUUUUCAAAGUAAUGUUUAUGGUCCAUCAUUAGCAGAACUUUAUUAUCGUUUGCAGCUUUACACUCGAGAACAAUGUCAUUGUCGAUGAUCGAUGACUUCAUAAUAGCAGAUGUUGCUGUUCUACUAUGUAUACCACCUCAAAUAUUGUCCUCAGUUGGAGCAUUAAAUAAAUAAUAAAAAAAGCAACAUAA